Nilaparvata lugens (brown planthopper) is the source of this 2813-nucleotide messenger RNA. It is a transcript of the gene Fkbp14, whose product is annotated as peptidyl-prolyl cis-trans isomerase FKBP14. The transcript has 3 exons. Lineage: Eukaryota; Metazoa; Arthropoda; Insecta; Hemiptera; Delphacidae. The record is from RefSeq and is a predicted model, not a curated record. Bases 16 to 873 code for a protein of 285 amino acids. Gene Ontology annotation, molecular function: peptidyl-prolyl cis-trans isomerase activity; calcium ion binding.
GGGACGUCUGUUGUUAUGACGGCAGCCAGGAGCCACGUGGAAGUGAUGCUGUGGAAUGGAGGAGUGGGGGUGGAUUGGUUGAGCGGUGGAGUAGGGGAAAGUUCCCCGACAGUGGAACGCGGCGCGCUGAUCCGUCAGUUUCAGUUUGUUGCCAGUUCGCCCAUCGUGAUGUCGUCCUGUAGUCGUUUAUUGGUUUGCGCGUUCGCGCUGAUCGCCGCGGUCAGCACUCAACAGCAGGCCGCCCCGGACUCGGGCUCCACGACCACGCCACAGACCAACACGGCUGCCAACGGACUGAAAACGGUCGUCGAAUAUGUGCCUGAGGUGUGCAACAGCAAGAGCAAGUCAGGCGAUAUGCUCACCAUGCACUACACCGGAACACUGCAAGACGGAACCAAGUUUGACUCAAGCCAUGACAGAGAUCAGCCGUUCACAUUCCAGCUGGGCGUCGGUCAGGUGAUCAAGGGGUGGGACCAGGGUCUGCUGGAGAUGUGCGUCGGAGAGAAGAGGAAACUCGUCAUCCCACCUGAGCUCGCCUACGGUGACAGGGGAGCCGGCAACGUCAUUCCAGGAGGCGCAACGCUGACAUUCGACGUGGAACUGAUCAACAUCGGCGACUCGCCACCGACGACGAACGUGUUCAAGGAGAUUGACGCCGACGCCGACAAGCAGCUGUCGCGCGAGGAGGUGAGCGAGUACCUGAAGAAGCAGAUGGUGGCCGCCGGCGAGGGAACCGACGCCGCCGAUGAGGUCAAGCAGAUGCUCGAGGAUCACGACCGACUCGUCGAGGAGAUCUUCCAGCACGAGGACAAGGACAAGAACGGAUACAUCUCGCACGACGAGUUCUCCGGGCCCAAGCACGACGAGUUAUGAGCGUCGGCACACUCACUCAUUCGCCAAACAUUCCAAAUCAGGGACAAACGCUGAUAUAACAUAGUUUCGAGAGGGUGGUGACUUUUGUACAUUUUCUAAAUUAUUAUCUAAAUUGAAACGAGACAAGCACGUGAGAAUUCUUGAGCAACGGUUAAAGACAAGAGUGAAAUCGCACAUCAAACUCUUCCACUAGUUCUAGCCUCAUCGUCCUUAUCUAGAAUCUUGAUUAGACAACUAAUUUACUGUAACUUACUAUGUUUCAAAUCCACAUAAAAAUAUUUGUUUGUGUUUAUCAUCAUAUUCAACUGCAAGACCAACGCACACAGCAGCUGACAAUAGUAUGCAGACUUAGUACGUGUCGGUGUAGGUUGCAAGAUUUGGUAACUGAAGGAGGAAUUUUCCCUCGUCUGUCUGCAUAAGUCCGUUUGUUGGUGUGUGCAAUGGUCCGUAGGAAGAGCGGAAUAGGCUACAUCUAAGUAAUUAGAAUACCUAAUAUCCUAGAAUAUUCUACGUACCUUGGGCUACAUCAACUGUUUGAGACGAGACUGGGGGAUUGCAUGUGAAGCUAUUUUACUCAAGUGCAUUGACUUAUAAAAGUUUGUGAAAGCAGCUAGCUAGAAUCCUAGACUGUGUGACGCUUCUUGAAGCGAUUCUAGCAUUUUAGGAGCAACAUUAGUUCGUAAUUUGGAGUCAUGUUGAUUUCAUUUUUGAAAUCAAGCUUUCCUGACUAAUAUAAUCUAAAAUUCAGGAGUUUUUGUGUAAAUCGAUCAGCUGAAAAUUACAUCCUAGUAUGUUAUUGUGUUAGGAAUAGUAAAACGCAUUUUCAUGACAGGAUUGAAGGAAAUUUCACAUGUGCUCUUCCAUUAUCUAGCACUUACCUCAACGUUUACAAUAAAGUUUUGUUGCAAUGAAUAAAUUCGUCUUUCUGUAAGUCGUCCUCUGUAAAAUGUAUUGGGUACCAUCUUAUUAUUGUCUUUGUUUCUAAGUAGAAAAAAUGUAUGCAAUCCUCCAGUAAUUUCUCUCGUCAUUAAUUGAAUAAGGAGCAUCAAGCUGUUUGCAUCUAGCCACUAGCCUUCAUGUAAAAAUGUAACAUGCCAUUUAAACUUAUUUAAAUCGGCAUCCAACUGUCGAAAAUGUUUUCUCCAAGUUUCUUGGAAGCGAAGAUAGGUGAAUUGAAAAGGAAAUAAGGCUUGAAAGUCUCAUUAAUCGAAAAACACUGCCAUAAAAAGAUGUCCAUUGUCCAAUGGUCGACGAAUCACGUUUCCUCAAUGGAAUUUAUCACUCGGAGCUUCGUGUAUUUCACUUGUUGGAGCCACAAUAGUAUGAUUUCAAAUCAUGGAAAUUAACCUUUAAAAUUUUCUUACAGAUUGUCUUUUCAUAUAUUCAAUUCCACUCAUCCUCAAAAAAUAUUUUAUUAUUCUUCGAUGAAAAUCAGCUAGAAAAUGUUCAAUCAUCAAUUUAGAAAAGGAGAUCAAAAAGUGUCUUGAAUGAAUGGAGAAUAAUAUUCCAACUUACAUUGGAAGCAUACAUAUCAUGUAAAGAUUAAGCUUAAAUCUUAUGUUUGAUUACAAUUUGUACAUUUCUGAUAAUGAACAACAAAAUUAUAAAAAAUAACUAGAUUGUGGUUUGUAUACAAAUGUUACGUUUGUUUUAUUUAUUCAAGAAGUUCUAUUACUGUUUUCUGAUUUCUUAUGUAUAAAGUGUGUGCUUAAAAAUUGUUUGAAAAUUCUGUUUUUAUCUGUUGGUGUAAAUGAGUAAAUUUUUAAAGACUGUUCCUGUAUUAAAACAAUGCUUUUUGUACAUUGAAACCUUGCGAGUAAAAUACAGCACUUACAUUUAAGGGUACAUUUAGUUUCUAUUGAUAAAUAAUUGUAAGUCUCGUGAGAGACAAUUUUGUUGUUGACGAUAGAAACUGGUUUAAUAAAUAUUUGUUAUAAAAA